UCAGGGAGGCCGGCACCCCCGGCUCGGGCGCCCGCAGGGCGGCGGGGCCCCGGGCGGGAGACGCGAUGCGUCGCAUCAUCCGCCUGCUCCUCGGCUGCUGCCUGACCGAGCUGUGCGCCCGCGUCGGGCGAGCCCAGGAGCGCGGCGGCGGCCAGCAGCAGCCACCCCCGGGCAACGCGGGGAUGCUGUCGGCGGGGAACCGGUCGGGGCCCGGGGAGCCCUCGGGAGGCUCCUCCGACCCCCCUCCGACGCGCUCCCCGGCGCCGGACUUCUGCCGAGGCUACUUCGAUGUCAUGGGCCAGUGGGACCCGCCGUUCAACUGCAGCUCCGGCGACUUCGUCUUCUGCUGCGGCACUUGUGGCUUCAGGUUCUGCUGCAAGUUCAAGAAGACGCGCCUCGACCAGAGCACCUGCACCAACUACGACACCCCGCUGUGGCUCAACACCGGCAAGCCCCCGGCCCGCAAGGACGACCCCCUGCACGACCCCACCAAGGACAAGACCAACCUCAUCGUCUACAUCAUCUGCGGCGUGGUGGCCGUCAUGGUCCUGGUGGGCAUCUUCACCAAGCUGGGGCUAGAGAAGGCGCACCGGCCCCAGCGGGAACACAUGUCCAGGGCUCUCGCUGACGUCAUGAGACCACAAGGCCACUGCGCAACGGAUCACAUGGAAAGAGACCUAAACAUUGUAGUUCAUGUUCAACAUUAUGAAAACAUGGAUACAAGAGCGCCAGUCAAUAACUUACAUGCGUCGCAGAUGAAUAACGUGGUGCCGACCUCGCCUCUCCUCCCCCAGAUGUCCCAUCCACAUUCUUACCCCAACCUGGGCCAAAUCUCAAAUCCUUACGAACAGCAGCCCCCGGGCAAGGAGCUCAACAAGUACGCCUCCCUCAAGGCAGUCGGAAGUUGUGAUGGUGACUGGCCAGUGGCGACACUUAAGUCACCCAAAGCCGACAAGGUGAACGACGACUUCUACUCCAAACGUCGGCACCUGGCCGAGCUGGCCGCCAAGGGCAGCCUGCCGCUGCACCCGGUGCGCGUGGAGGAGGAGCCUCGGCCCUACAGCCCCGAGCACGGCCCUGGCAAGCAGAACGGGCACAAGUCCCGCGCCUCCAAAAUGCACACGCACCCCCUGGCCUACACCUCCAACUCCAACUUCAAGGGCUGGGACCCCAACGAGCCCUCCCUGCGGCGGCAGGCCUUCGCCAACAAGGGCAAGCACGGGGCCGUUGAGCCGGCCUCCAGCGAACCGCUGGCUACUCGGAGCCAGCACUACCUGCCCCCACAGCCAUACUUCAUCACUAACAGCAAAACAGAGGUGACUGUCUGAGCUUUAACCCUGGAAUGUCCUGAUGACCACACACAACUAAGAGAGGCAAAAAACAAACACACACAAAUACACACACACACACACACACAGCUAAAACCGUUAACCAACCAAUCGGUGACAUGGAGAAGAUCUUGGCCUCGGGGACUCCCUAGUACACAGGCGAUGGGCAGCCCGGGACAGGAGAAAAGGCAAUCAGCAAUACACCGAAUGGAGAAUUAGCAACUCAUACUUCCCACUGGAGACCGCAGAAUAACGAACCCAAACCAUGUGACUAUUUUUUUUUUUUACUUGAAAUUAAAAUCCAUGACGAGUAGCACAAUUCCAGAGAAACUUUCCAUUUGCAGAAACUUUUAACUAGGAGAUAUUUGUUCCUGCUGUGGGAGUGACAGAAAGAGAGAGAGAGAGAGAGAGAGAACGAGCACAUAGGAGAAUAAGGUCUCCUGGAACCCUACCGUAACCCAUUGCUUUGGUCAGGAAUUUUUGAUUUCAUUCCAAGAGAACAACCGGUUCUCAGACGCCUGCCUGGGAAAGCCAAGGAAGGCACUCUCACCACUCAGCCUGCCAUUUGCCGAACUCUCAUAUCAUCCCCGUCGGAAGCAAAAAACAACACACAUGAAAAAAAAACCCUUGCGCCCACCACCUUCUAACAAAAUGAGGCAAAGACUAUUCCACGUAAAGAUGACUGAGACUGUCACAGUUGCAGAGUGCAGGGUGAACUUUCUGGCCAGGAGUGGGUUUAGAGGCGUGCAAAAGAACCUCUUUUUAUAUAUAUAUAUAAAAGAAAAGCAUAAAAGGACAAAUAAAAACCAGCUGCAGAACAAAAAUAUUUUUCCCAGUCUCCAGACGGAGAGAUGUUUGUUUAAAACACAGCAGCAAAGCAAGGCGAGGGGAAAACCCAUCCUUAGCCCUCCCCGAAGCAGCCGUUUGCCUCGCAGAGCAGGAAGGUAACAAAUCUUACUUAACUGUCUGUUCCCAACUCUCCUUCACCCUGAGUGUGUCGCCUGACUUCAACUGCUUUGGACUGAAAAUGACUAAGCGUGGGUGGUGCCUUCAAUGUAUUACUAUUGUUCGAUGACAGUCUUGUUUUCUGAGUGAAAAUCUGUGUUACUUUAGGCUUAUUUCCUCAUGAUUUACUAAAGUAUUAGGAGUUGUUUCCAUACCUCCUUUAGUUGCCGAGCACUCUUGUUUCUCCUUUCGUUGUGGUAGCACAGCCAGGGGUUCACAGGAAAACUCCCCCCCGACACACACACCUUUUCUCCCCCUGCCCCCUACCCCACAUCCCAGCCCGCCACAUUCCCACCCUAGAGUUUCCCUUUGCGCACACAUUGCUUUUUUCAACCAAAAUGACCUAAAGUUGUGUUGCCUUUGGGAACAUACUUCCAGAUUGGACACUUCUUUGUUACUUGGUUCAGGGCAUGCGAGACUUUGGCCCUUUGGGCUUUGAUUUUUGUCCCAGCCUGACCCUGAGAGAAGCAGGGGAGAGGGAAGAUGGGAGUUCCCGCCCCAACUGUGGUGACUCUGUUAGUCCUCUGUUGUCCGUGUCUUGCUCCUAACGCCAGAG
Messenger RNA from Ornithorhynchus anatinus (platypus), 2889 nucleotides. It is a transcript of the gene SHISA9, whose product is annotated as shisa family member 9. NCBI's taxonomy places the organism in Eukaryota, Metazoa, Chordata, Mammalia, Monotremata, Ornithorhynchidae. The transcript is spliced from 6 exons. Gene Ontology annotation, biological process: regulation of AMPA receptor activity; regulation of short-term neuronal synaptic plasticity. Gene Ontology annotation, cellular component: dendritic spine membrane; postsynaptic membrane; AMPA glutamate receptor complex. The coding region runs from base 66 to 1328 and encodes 420 amino acids. The record is from RefSeq and is a predicted model, not a curated record.